AUGUUUAAAUAUAUCUACUUUAUAAUAUUUUUUGUAAACGCAAUACUUGAUAGAAGUGUAAAUGCCUUUGUAAAAUCAAGAAAUUACGACUGCGGUCCCUAUGGUUUUGUAUGUGAUGGGAUUUCCAAAUUAAAAUUAUGUGAUAGCGAGAAAUUGUUUGGCCCAACUUUCCUCUGUCCACCCAACACUGUGUGCAAUGAGGAGUCAAAUGACAUUUGCGAAAAUCCUAUCAACUAUAUAGACCCAGUAAUAACACGUGCGGUUAGAUGUCACAGUAACGAAAGAAUCGCGGAUCCAAGCGUACCCAAUUGUAAAGGAUAUAUUUUGUGCAUCCCUAAUAAGAAUCGCUUUCAAGGUAUUAAGUUUAAAUGUUCUGGAAAAACUGUUUUCAGUGGCUACACACGCACCUGUACUUCGCCUGAAAAAUAUAAGUGUCCUUUGAAAAAUACAACAAAGAGUAAGCCUCUAUAUUAUGGCGAUGUUAAUGAAAAAGAUGAUGAUAACGAUGGGCAAUCUGUUUAUUUUGGGGCAACUCAGUCUGGUAAUAGGCCCAUUGAUUGUAAAAACUAUAAGUUAACGGUUACCCAAGACACAAGUCCGGCACGUCCUACAUACUUCUGUCCUUCAAGACCAGCGAACGGAGAGUCCACGAUUCGAUGUACAAUAUUCUCAAACCAUUUUUGCAUGACAUUACAAAGAGACACUGAAGACCAGUUCGUAAAAAGCAAUGAUGCAGUAAUUCGUAGGCCGCGGAAAAAAGAUUUGAAACAA
This is a messenger RNA of Brenthis ino (lesser marbled fritillary), 771 nucleotides long. The record is from the annotation of a GenBank genome assembly. Lineage: Eukaryota; Metazoa; Arthropoda; Insecta; Lepidoptera; Nymphalidae.